AGGCCCGCCUCCCCGAGCCCUCCCCGCUUGCCCUUUCUCGCGGCAGGGCAGUUCUGUCUUGUCGGUCCCCCUCCUCUUCCGCCCCGCUGUCCUGAUUCUCUUUCCCUCCUUCCCUCAGAGGAUGUCCUCCUUCCAGCUCAACCUCAACCCGCUCAAGGAGCCGCUCGGCUUCAUCAAGGUCCUCGAGUGGAUUGCUUCUAUCUUUGCUUUUGCCACCUGUGGAGGUUUUAAGGGCAAAACAGAAAUUCAAGUGGCUUGUCUAACUAAUAAAUCUGACAAUAAAACGAUUACAGCUACUUUUGGUUAUCCAUUCAGGUUGAAUGAAGCAUCAUUUCAGACACCUCAAGGUGUAAAUGUGUGUGAUGUAGAUUGGAAAAGUCAUGUCCUUAUUGGAGAUUACUCUUCUGCUGCAGAAUUCUAUGUUACUUUUGCAGUCUUUGUCUUCCUGUACUGCAUUGCUGCUCUUCUGCUAUAUGUUGGUUACACGAACCUGUAUCGUGAUAGUCGAAAACUUCCCAUGAUUGACUUUGUUGUUACUCUUGUUGCCACUUUUUUGUGGUUGGUGAGCACUUCAGCCUGGGCUAAAGCUCUUACAGAUAUUAAAACAGCUACCGGUCACAAUAUUGUCCAGGAACUUCUGCCUUGUAAUCAACAGAGAGUGAUAUGUCAUUUUGGCUCUGUGACUAGUAUGGGAUCCCUAAAUGUAUCUGUGAUCUUUGGCUUUCUGAAUAUGAUACUUUGGGGAGGAAAUGCAUGGUUUGUGUACAAGGAGACCAGCUUACACAGUCCCUCAAAUACUUCUACUUCCCAUAGCCAAGGAGGUAUUCCUCCUCCAACUGGAAUAUAAUUGAAGGGAGAAGUACAGUACACUGUUUGAAGUAGAUGUCUAUACUAUGACCUGUUGCCAACAUCUUGAGAAGCAUUUUUUGUUUCUAAUAAAAGUAAUGGCUUUUUCAAUAAAUUGGUGGGUUUAAAAUUUUGCUGCUUUUUUACAUAAAGCUUGUGCCUUUCCUAGAAAUUUAAGAUGUAAAUGUAUUCUCACAUGUGAAUUUGAAAAUUCUGGGGCCUAUUAUGAGAUGAUACACAUUUUUAAAUGGACAAUAAUUUCUUCACUAAGUUGUUUGCCUUCCAAAGUGUUUACACCUUAAGCCUUAACAUACAUCUUCACUGAGAAAAGAGUUAUAUUGUUAUAUCAUAAUAGGAAGAAAAUCUCUAUUGGAAUAUACACUACUGUAAGUUUGUACAGAUCAUAUUCCUAAGACCUGUCUUUGUUUAAGAAAGUCUUGAUUACGUAAAUCAUAUUUAGAAAAAACAUUUAGUUCACAGUUUAUAUCUGAACAUUGUUUAUAUGUUAUGAAAAAUUUUUAAUACAAAGGCUGCAUGUAUGUUUUAUUUCUGUUUUUCUAAAUGACCUACAGUACUUGACAGGUGUACUAAAGUUGUUUUGGGAGUGGGGUUUAGAAAUUUCUAUUAGAUGUAUAGUUAAUUUAGUAAUUCUCUUGCAUGAGGUAUAAGCUUCCAUUAUGUUGGUUAUUUAAUAGAUUGGCUAUAUAAGUAGAACAUGGUUCACCGAGAUGUUUUGAUAUGUAUGGGCAUUACUCCUAGUGAUAUUUGUUUGCUGUCCUUUGUUGCUCAUACUCCUUCAGUGCAGGCUGAGGCCUCAUCUCCUUGUAAGUACAGUAAAAUAAUCUACCUUUUUUUGCAGACUAUUCAUAGGGUUACAAAAAAUGAAGGUUGCCUUUUACUUUUGAAACAUUUAACAUUUAUAUUCAAUGAAGUUGCUAUUUUGAGUUUAGUAUUGGUAUUGUGAAAAUGAAUGCAAUUUGGAUCUCAUGUUUCUUAAUGUUAUUCUUAUUUCACAAAUGGAUAAUUAAGGAAUUAUACAUAAUAAACAGGGAACCUAAGGGGGCUCUAUUAUGGGUGUGCUGUCUUUGCUCACACAUUUGGGUGUCUUCUGAAUAUAGGGCUUAUUCACAUUUUGCUACCUAAUAUUUUUGCUGUACAGGCCCAGAUUUCCUACUACCACAUAAUUGUUUAUAUGUGAAGCACAUCUUUCUAUUGCCUUAUUUUUGUUGCUUUUGUUCAUGACAAGCAUUGUCAAUAUGAGAAUGUAUAUCUUUUAUGCAACCAGCUUAAUAAAGAAGUUAAAGGAAAGAGUGCACUGAUUGUUAUAUUACAAAGGAACUUUCCUCUUAAAGGCAUGAGCAAUGCAAAAUGGAAUGGAUUUACAAAGCAAGAAAUAGAAUAUCACAAUAGUUUUUUUUUUAAUAUUUGGCAACAAAUAAAAGAAAAAAUGCUUUGGAGACACUGGUUCUAUCCAUUUUUCUUUCAAUCUCAUUUUUAAAAUGCUUAUUUGUAACUUUCAGAUUAAGUUUUACUGAUAAACCUUUUCUAAUUGACUGUCCAGUUGGCAGCAAAGAUUCUUGAUUAAGAGUGUAUGCUCUGGAGCCAAACUGCCUGAAUUUGAAUCUUGGCUUCACCACUUACUAGCUCAUUAACUUCAGGCAAAUUACUUACCCUCUGUAUGCCUCAGUUUGCUUAUCUGAAAAACAGGAAUAAGAAUGCUAACCUCACAAAGUAUUUAUGAGGUUGAAGUGAGUUAAUAAAUAUAAAGUCCUUGGAACAGUGUUUAGCAUUACUUUAUAAAUUUUGCCUAUGACUACUAAAUUCUGAUAGCAUGUAAGAUAGAGAUUCUUGAGUCCACAGGGCUAAGGUGGGGGGAGGGUGGUGGUCUUGGGCAGAGAGGUAGGAUGAGCUUCAGGAUUACAUGAGUCUCCCUUUAUAUUCCUCAGAGUCCUAGAUGUUUUGAUGUAUAUUUUUCUGUUGAUGUUAGAUGUACGUAAAGUUAAUGACAUUAAAUGUUAAUAGCUAAUGAGAUCACAGUAGAUCUAGGAAAGAGUCGAUUCUGUUGCCUUUCACUCUCUGAUUUUGAGUCAACAUUACAGGGUUAAGUGAUUUAUAGGAUAAUUUCCAGGACAGAAGCAAUAAAAGCUUUGACUUACUAGGUGAUAGGUUGCAAAGAAUUUUUUGUAAACAGCAUUAUUACUAAUGUUUUUGUGAAUUGAAGUCACUUAGAUAAAAAUACUUAAUUUUUAGUCUACUGUAAAUGUUAAGGUCAGUUGCUUGUUAUGUACUUUAUGUUUCACACUUAAUUUAAAAAUUUAAAAUUGUGUAGCAUUUAAGAUGGGUAAGUAUAAGAAAUAGUAUAUAACCAAGUCUCCACCACUAAAGAAAACAGAUGUUAACAUUUUGUUUUAUUUAUGUCAGAUUUGGUUUUGUCUUUUUAAGGAAAUAAAACAUUACAGAUACAGCCUUUUCCUUACUGAAGUAGAUUUUUCUCACCUUUCACUAUUAGAAAUAGCACAAAUAGCACUGAAAUAAAUACUUUUGCAAAACGUGUGAAGGCUUCUCUAGGACAUAUCACUAGAAGUAGAACUGUUGGAAUGUGAGGUAUUCACAUUUUCAGUUGUAACCUAGGUAUUACAGAAUUGAUCAAUAAGGUGCAUGUAUCGUAUCAGCUUAGUCUCCCACUAACAAUAUGUAAGAGUCCCUGUGGCCCUGUAUUCUUGUCCAUGCUUGAUGUUAUUGUACUGUUGCCAGUAUGAUGGAUUUGAGAUAGUGUCUUUGAUGUUUUUAAAUUUGUAUUUCUUAGAUUGCUAUUUGAGUUUGGUGGUCCCUUUCUGUAUUUAUUGGCCACUUAGGUUUGCCCGACUCUGCACUGCCUAUUCAUAUCCUUUGCCAAUUUUUCUGUUGUGGUUGUCAUUUUCGUAUUGAUGUGAGUUGCUCUUUAUUCUGGAUACUAAUCCUUUGCAGAUGUCUUCUUCCUGUCCAUAGCUUGUAUUUUCACUUUGUGAUUUUUGUCAUACAAAAGUUUAUCGUAAUACUGAUUUCACUGUCUUCAUAGUUUGUGCUUUUUGUGUCUUAAGAAGUCCUCUUCUCACCAUCACAAAGAUAUCCACCCCUGUUUUCUUCUGAAAAUGUUAGUUUUUAGGUUUUUAAGCCAUUGGGAGUAUAUUUUUGUAUAUAGUUUGAGGUAGGGAUCUAAUUUUUAUAAUUUUUAAUAUUCAUAGCCAGCUUUCAUAGUACCCUUUAUGUAAAAGUUCAUCUUUUGGGCCUUUCUCACCUUCUGAGAUGGCCCACACUCUGUCUGUGGAGUGUUUCUCUCUAAAUAAACCCACUUCUUACCUAAAAAAGAAAAAAAAUUUUUUAAAGUUCUUUUUGUUCCCUCUUUCAUUUAUCGUUUCCGUAUUAUUUGUAGCUCUUUAUGUUCUAUACCAAUAUCAUAUCAGCUCUAUCACCCUUUAAUUAUGUUACUUUAUGGAAAGAAUUACCAUCUGAGAGGAUAAGCACCACAGCACCAUCAUUAUUGUUAUUGACAGUGGUCUUGGCUGUCAUGAGCCCUAUACCCUUUCAUAGAAAUUUUAGGAUCAGCUGGGCAAGUUCCUAAAAACCUUUGGGGUUUCAGUUGAAAAGAAUUGCAUUGAAUUUAUAGAUCAAUUUGGGAUAAUUGUCAUAUUUAUAAUGCCAAGGCUUUGUACUUAUGAGCAAAGUAUAUCUCUC
This is a messenger RNA of Globicephala melas (long-finned pilot whale), 4560 nucleotides long. It is a transcript of the gene SYPL1, whose product is annotated as synaptophysin like 1. NCBI's taxonomy places the organism in Eukaryota, Metazoa, Chordata, Mammalia, Artiodactyla, Delphinidae. The record is from RefSeq and is a predicted model, not a curated record. Gene Ontology annotation, cellular component: synaptic vesicle membrane; synaptic vesicle.